Yarrowia lipolytica CLIB122 is the source of this 1188-nucleotide messenger RNA. RefSeq lists its product as uncharacterized. Gene Ontology annotation, molecular function: calcium ion binding. Lineage: Eukaryota; Fungi; Ascomycota; Dipodascomycetes; Dipodascales. The record is from RefSeq and is a predicted model, not a curated record.
AUGGGAUACGACCAGCUUCCCGUGAGUGUUCCCGAUCGACAACCUCCCCCGUACUCCUCUCCAUUUUCCCUAACACAGCACUUUCCCACUCCCCAGGAGACCUUCAGCUCGGUCCCACAACCCCCACCUUCGUAUAGACACGGACCUCCGCCACCGCAACAACAGAGACAGCAGAUGUACACCGGCUACAACAAUCCCCGUGGCGGUAACGACGACCUUCCCCAUUUCCCCACCCCUGGGGAGACUUUCUCGGACGCUCCCCCUCCACCUCCCCAGCAGCAGCAGUAUGGACGGCCUCCUCCUGGCGGCCCCAACCGUCAUCAGGCUCCCAGAAAGCCCUCGGGCGGCAGCCAUAGCAACCAGGGCCACAACAACAGCUACAAUAACAACUCCAACUACAACAACAACUACAACCAGGGAGGGUCAGGAGGUUCGAGCGGUGGCCCUGGCGGCUACAACAACAACUUUGCCCCUCCACCACCACCUCAAGGACAGCCGCUACGACCCAGCCCACGGUCUCACAACCAGCAGCUGCAACAGCCUCCGCCCAUGCAUCAGGCCGGAGGACCCAGCGGAAAUAACAGACCUCCUCCCAGUCGCCACAACAACAGCAACAGCAACAGCGGUGGCACAAAGCCAGGAACACAGUCGCCUAUUCCAUACGCUCCUUUACCUGAUGUGAAUCUCAAGAUGCUGUUCAACGGCGUGGACAAGAACAACAAUGGCCGGCUUUCGGAAAAGGAGCUGGGCAACGCUCUUGUCAACGGGGACUUUACAAAGUUCAAUAUGGAGACGGUGAGAGUCAUGAUCAAGAUGUUCGACCGGUCCGGCAAUGGAACCAUCGAAUUCAAGGAGUUUUGCAACCUGUGGCGUUACUUGGGCGACUGGCGCAAGCUGUUUGACAAGUUUGAUCUGGACAAGAGCGGAUCCAUCUCGUACGACGAGUACGUGCGAGCCCUGGAGGCAUUUGGAUACCGUCUGUCUAACAGUUUCAUCCAGUUCAUGUACAGCAAGUACUCAGACUUCAACAGCUCUGGUGAGCGAGUCAUUGGCUUUGACUUGUUUGUCCAGAGCUGUAUUUCGCUAAAAAGGAUGACAGACUCGUUUGUCCAGUAUGACACGGAUCACACGGGCUACGUCAACCUGUCUUUUGAGCAGUUUCUGAUGGAAAUAAUGAAACUCAAGUAA